CGAUCUCAGGACCGGAAGUGUACUAUGGCGAUGCGACACAUACCUUAGCAAAAUGACGUGAAUUUAUAAUCUAAACUGUGUUAAUUAUGGAUACUAAGCCAAUUUACUCUCCUGAUAUUUGUUUGGCACACUGAGAUGGUGGAACACAAUGGGUUAAGUGGCAUCAGUGCGGUGGAUAGCCCAGCGUGGGGAGGCAGAGGACUGUCCACAGCAUGACCACUGAAGACUUGCUACAGCCUAACCAGGUCGUCAAGGACCGAUGGAAAGUCACAAAGAAGAUUGGUGGCGGCGGGUUUGGGGAGAUUUACGAGGCGUCAGACAUGGUAACGAAAGAAGCAGUGGCUCUGAAGCUGGAGUCAGCCAAGCAGCCCAAGCAGGUGCUCAAGAUGGAGGUGGCUGUGCUCAAGAAGCUGCAAGGUCGUGAUCAUGUCUGUCGCUUCAUCGGCUGUGGUCGAAAUGAGAGGUACAACUACGUGGUGAUGUCCCUACAAGGCAAGAACCUGGCCGAGCUGAGACGCAGUCAGCCACGUGGUUGUUUUUCUCUGAGCACCACACUGAGACUAGGGGCGCAGAUUCUAAAGGCCAUUGAGUCCAUCCAUGAAGUGGGCUUCCUCCACAGGGAUAUUAAACCAUCCAACUUCUCCAUGGGUAAAUCUGCAAACCACUGCCGCAAGGUUUAUAUGCUGGACUUUGGUCUAGCCCGCCAGUACACGACUGCCACAGGGGAGGUUCGACCACCACGAGCUGCAGCCGGCUUCCGGGGCACAGUCAGAUAUGCCUCUGUCAAUGCUCACAAGAAUAAGGAGAUGGGUCGUCAUGAUGACCUGUGGUCUCUGUUCUACAUGCUGGUUGAGUUCGUGGUGGGUCAGUUGCCAUGGAGAAAGAUUAAGGACAAGGAACAAGUGGGCACAAUGAAAGAGAAAUAUGAUCACACACUGCUGCUGAAAAACAUGCCUUCGGAGUUCCGCACCUUCCUGGAACACAUUCAGUCCCUGGACUACUACGACAAGCCCGACUAUGCUCUCCUGCACAACCUGUUUGAACAGUGUAUACGGCGCAAGUCCAUCAAGGAAGUGGAUCAUUAUGACUGGGAGAAGCCCUUUGUUGACAUGUCUGUCGCGACCACGACCUCACAACCUGUGGCCAUCAAACAGACUGCUGGGGGACAGGGUAACUUACAAGUUGGUCCUAACACACCUGGACAUGGCGCCACUGAACUGAUUGACGAGAACCUGAGCUACAACCAGGAGGAUGAGGAAAACCUAAAGAAACAGCCGGGUGACCUGAUUAUCGGGGACAAUAAGUACCCGCGAGAGAUGGACAACAAGCUGUGGGAAGAGAAAGUGGAGAUCAUCUUGUCACAGAAAGCUGACGUUGAAAAACAGGACGGAAAAUACGAGGCUGAGCAGAAAGGAAAGGAGGAACUUGAAGGUGAAGGUCAACAAAAGGAAAAUGGCAGCAAGGAUAGUAAGAGUAAUAACGGUGUGUUGAUUGAAGAGAAGGAAGCAGCUGAUGACAUUGCUCCUAUUCCAACGUUCAGGAUAUCGGAGAUGGUGGGUGGGGAACAAGGGAUGAGGAAGAUUUCGGAACAGGUGGAGAGAUCUUCGUAUCUGAAAAAGUUGGGAACAAUCAGUACUGACCGGAACAGGGAAGAUGGGAACGAGGAGAAGGAAUCCUUAAAGCAGAAGGAUACAGCAGUGUUGAUACACUUACCACAGCAUAAUCAAACUCAUGGCGUUGGUGCUACACAAAAUCUUGUUCUGGCUAAUCAGGUGGAGCAGGUUCAUAUAUCUGAUAAUAACGCUAGACAGGUAGAUGAUAUUGUAGAAGACAAAGUGGUAGAAAAAAAAUUAGUUAGAAAUGUGACUAUAGAUGUUGACGAUGACCAAUUGGAUGACAAUGGGUGCAAUAUCAACGACAACCUCCCAGAUGUGACCUUCCCAGUCAGUCGGGCACCUCUCACGUUUGCCUUGCAGACGGAUGAUAAAACUCACACUGCUGCAGAUGACAAUGCAGACGAAAUGGCUACUCGAGCUGCUCCGUUUACAGUUGCCAGUCAGUGGAUUGGUAUGUCAGCGUUCGGCUCGAGUGGCGAGGAGAGUGACGAUGACCAGUCGGAGGAGGAGAGUGCUGCCCGAGGAGGAGAGGUGAAACUCCGGUGGCCGAAGGGUCGGUCUAAGAGAGGCCAGACUAACACUCUAGCAGAUGGGGAUGACAUGAACUAUGACAGCGUUGCCAGGAAUUCAUUGGUAUUCCUGGAUGAUAAGGGGGAGUCGAAAGAUGCGUGCCGUGGUUCGCUGGUGUUUGAUGAGGAUGAAGAUGAGGAUUUUUUUGCUCAACUGAAACAGCAAGGUGUUCAAGCAGAGGAUCAUGAAGGGAAAGCAAUGCCAAAAUCUCAAGGUGUGUUCGGUUCGGGAAGUCUGCAGAGAAUCAGCAGUUUUGAGAAUAAAGACGAUAUAAACAGCAAUAAGCAGAGUAACUUCUCUAGUCCAAGGAAAAUGCCAGAAAAACUGGCCAAAGAUAUAGGCAAUCGGAUUGGAUCCCCACUCAAACAAAGCCCUGGUAGUCCAUCAAAGCUUUUGUUCAAAGGUCGAGAAUUGUCCAGCGAUGACAAGAAAUCGGGUAAAGUGCAUUCAAAGCUUGUUGCAACAGGUAAGCCACCUCCAUAUCAGAGUUCCAAGAAGGACAAGAAUAUGGAAGAAAAAUUUAAAUACUCGACUCAUGCAGACAGUAAUUCUAGAGACUUGGAUGAUGUCCUGAAGAUGAGAGACAAUGUUCACGGCUCCCGAGAUAGGUUAACAGAUAAGUAUCAGCUGGAGGAUGUGAAGGAAGUUGUAAACCGAGAGAUAAGUACAGAGGCUGUGGACAUUUUGCAUCCGCACCUAAAUUCAAAUAUCAAUAGUGCUUUCUCAAGCCAGGCUAAUAGAUCUCCCCGUGCUUCUGACGCUCUAUGCAAUGAAAAAAAAAUGCCAAGCACCGGUUCCGCUGAGGAUAGACAAGGUAAACAGUCUGGCUUAUCCGCGAGGCACUCUCCCGCCAAAAGACGAUCAGCUUCAGCACCACGCCUAGACUAUUUAUCCCAGGAUGCCACAGAUGCCCUCCGCAGCGUCACGCCCCUACAGCUUGAUGCUGACAACCGAGUCCCAAAACCACCUCCAGGGAUGGCCCCCAAGAAUGCUGUAGUCACCGCAAGGCGGCGGCGAUACAAAGUGGCCUCGGCUAACACCAGCCCCCGUGAGCCCGCGUCACCCUGAGCAUGGCCAUUCGCUGCCUUCCUUCUUUCCUGUUGUGUUUUGUGAUCAUCUCCAUCUUCUUUAUAGACUUUGUGGUUUUCCCACUGCUAGCUUCCGACGCUCAGAAUUAGGAGUGAUGUCGAUGAUGAGGAGGAGGGCACAGUCACAGCAUCUGGGUAACAGCAGGUUAACAUAUCUUUGGAGUAACCUCGUCGGAGAUGCGACGCUGAAAUAACCUUGGCAGAGAUGUAACUUUGAAGUAAUGUCGGCGGAGACGUAAGGCUGGAGUGACAUCGUAGUAUGAGUAUCGAUGUAUCUUUGAAAUAACACGAGGAGCGAUGUGACAUUAAUGUCAUGAAGAUGUUUCACAGAAGAAAUGUCAGUAUGAGAAGAUUCUACAACUUAACCACAUUAACAACUCGAAGCUCCUGACAGGGUUGAACUCAGCUCCUGACAGGGUCCAAUAAUUUCACGUCUGCUGUAUUGUUUUGAUGACACUAUUUUGCUUGAAAGAGUAAUGUGUUUGAGAAAAACAAGAAUUUUGCAAUAUGAUGACAUAUAUGAAAUGUUUGGAUCGAAUUCAAUUAUUCCAUAUUGGUAAAGACAGUAUAUUUAAUAUCAGAAUCGUGGUUCCUUCUCAAUCAAAUUUGGCUAAUUUAGAUUGAUGUGUCAGUAUCAUCUGAUACUGAAUAUCAAUAUGGCUGCAACUUUGGUGUUCAUUAUUGAAAUCAGAAUUAGAGGGCACAGAUGUGAAUGAUAAACUAAUUCUGUAGCUUCAAGACAAAUGGAGUGUUAUUUUUCCAUCUAGAGUUGAAAACAUCAAUUGUGAUCUCUUGCGAAUAAUAAUUGCAAGAUCUGAUACGAACUGCUGUCGCUUGUGUCUUCUGUCACUGCUGCUGCCACCAUCAUGCCUGCCCCUCCACAGCUUGCAUCAUGUCCUUGUCUAGGCUAUAUGUCUCAUAGCAACAUGCCUGGCGUACACGCUGGGCUGUCAUUGGUCUGUUAGCUCUCAUGUAGUCAUGUAGGGUGGUAAAUAUGCAGUGGUUAAAAAAUAUGUACCUAUUAAGUCACUGACUCAUAAUAACACAGCUCUGACUUGCUUUUAGACAUUUACCAAUGACCAUUUUACCAAUCCAUUCUGAACAGUUUUUGACCUGCCACUAUAUAUUAUAACAUCUUAAUCACUUAACACAAAGAAAGACCCAAUCUCAUUAAAAUCAGAUCUAAGUUCUCGUUGCUGCUUAACAAAGAUCUGAGGACAUCCCAUUACGGGUCAUGUCAGAACGAGCUUUCGCAAACUUUGACUGAUGACGAAAUGACUAACAAGAAGUUGACAUCAGCCAAUUAGAAAGCAGCUUUUUCGAGAUUUACAGCACUCAUUUCAAACUGGCGACUUCCAUUUCAGACUACGCUUGAAAAAUAUAUUGACACAGUUCUUGAUUAAUAUUUUGAAAACUGAACAAACGAACAUUCCGGAAUGUCUAAUAUAUGGUUGCAAUUGUAUGUCAGUGCUUCCAAUGUACUGUGCAAUGCCUCCUCCGUUCAAAUGUUUCUCCCAUGGAAGCGAGAGAUGGACGAUAAUUUUGAUGGAAUCAAACGUAUGGGCCGUAAGUUCGUAACUGUCAUUGGAAUACCCUGUGUUAACGUUUUCGAAGUUGCAUGGUUAGAAAACACAUUCUGACUGUCCCUUUCAUGAUCUGUUAAGCAACGCUUUGAUUGGUCAGAUGAAAGGUCCUUCUGACGUGACCCGUAAUGGGAUGUCCUCAGAUCUUUGUUUAGCAAUAGCGAGACAUUAGAUCUGAUUUUAAUGAGAUUCUUUUUUUCAUAAUAUAAUAUAAAGCUCUUUUGCAUCUUCAUGAUCUUGGCACUGAAUACCUGGAUCCAGCAAACUGGAAAAGAAAUCAUCAAAUGAUCAAGACAGAAAACAUCAUUUAGACACAGCCAUUUAAUUUUCAUGUAUUUACCAGAGAAAUACC
Haliotis rufescens (red abalone) is the source of this 5209-nucleotide messenger RNA. RefSeq lists its product as uncharacterized. Gene Ontology annotation, cellular component: nucleus; cytoplasm. The transcript has 9 exons. Gene Ontology annotation, biological process: peptidyl-serine phosphorylation; signal transduction. Gene Ontology annotation, molecular function: protein serine/threonine kinase activity; ATP binding. NCBI's taxonomy places the organism in Eukaryota, Metazoa, Mollusca, Gastropoda, Lepetellida, Haliotidae. Bases 213 to 3254 code for a protein of 1013 amino acids. The record is from RefSeq and is a predicted model, not a curated record.